AUGGCCUUCUCCCUCUUCGUAGAGGCCACGUUAUCCGAAAGAUCAACCACGUUUGAAACAGAAGCAGCACUACACAGUGGCAUCGGUAUUAUUCGGGAUCUGGAUCGAACGAGUCCUCAAGCCCAUCGUUACAUUGACGUCUUGACAGAGCUUCGCAAUGCACUCCAGAGCUAUCGCGAACGUCUCAUUCCACCCCGGAGAAAGAGUAGUGGACAGUUCCUCAGCCAGAUCUUUACACUGGACCAGGAGAAGAGUACACCAGCAGCUCAGGACACUGAGAUGACCGGACUGGCGUCUACAGUUGUACCGCCUGAGCUUGGUGACGAAUCAUCUGGAGGGCUAGGCGACGCAGAAUAUGAGCAAUAUGUGGCGUAUACCAGAUGA
Fusarium musae is the source of this 384-nucleotide messenger RNA. RefSeq lists its product as uncharacterized. Lineage: Eukaryota; Fungi; Ascomycota; Sordariomycetes; Hypocreales; Nectriaceae. Bases 1 to 384 code for a protein of 127 amino acids. The transcript is spliced from 2 exons. The record is from RefSeq and is a predicted model, not a curated record.